This is a messenger RNA of Cryptomeria japonica (Japanese cedar), 678 nucleotides long. RefSeq lists its product as uncharacterized. Lineage: Eukaryota; Viridiplantae; Streptophyta; Pinopsida; Cupressales; Cupressaceae. Bases 1 to 678 code for a protein of 225 amino acids. The transcript has a single exon. The record is from RefSeq and is a predicted model, not a curated record.
AUGUGGUGGUGUGACCCGAGCUUUAAGGAUAAGCUUAAGGAGUGGUGGCUGGAAGGAGACUCUUUCGUGGGCACCCCUAGUUUCAGAUUUGCCAAAAGGCUUCAAGUAUUAAAACAAAAGAUUAAGGCCUGGAACAUUUCGAGCUUCAAAAACAUUUUUUUUGAAAAAUUGAGAAUAGAGGGGGAACUUGAAGCUUUAAACCAAAAAUUGAUGUUGAAUGGGAUGAAUAAGGAGGAAUUUAAGCUAGAAAAUAAUUUGAAGGAGGAGUACCAUAAUGUUUUGAAAAUAGAAGAAGUUUUUUGGAGGGAUAAGUCUAGGGAGCUAUGGAUUUCAGAGGGCGAUCGUAACACCAAAUUCUUUCAUGCAUCUUUGAAAGCCAGAAGAAUCCAUGAUAAGAUCAAUUCCAUAAAGGAUGAGUUUGGUCAAUGGAGGACAUCAGAUGAGGAGAUACAAAAUUAUGCACUUAAUCAUUUUCAAAAAGUUCUAGGGAAUUCUGACUUGGGAGGAAUGGAAUUUGAACACCUUGUAGAAGAGAAUAUUAACAAAAAUUUGAUUUCCAGUUCAGAUGUAGAUUUGCUAGUAGCUCCUUACUCCAUGGAAGAAGUGAAGGUUGUGACAUUUGGAGUACACCCAAACAAAUCCCCUAGACCAGAUGGGAUGACUACAGAUUUGUUUUAA